Messenger RNA from Symbiodinium necroappetens, 4909 nucleotides. NCBI's taxonomy places the organism in Eukaryota, Dinophyceae, Suessiales, Symbiodiniaceae. The record is from the annotation of a GenBank genome assembly.
GUGGCGGGGUGGAACUCCACCCACCCCGCCUGCGUGGCGUUACGAUCCAAGUGAUCUUCGCGCGUUCAGUAAAUGGAUGAGGAAAGUGCAGAUUUGGCAAGUUCAAAUUGCACAUUAUAUGACCAAGCGCGAGGCCGCGUUGCUCCUCUACACUUCGCUCACAGGAGAAGCAGAAGCCGAAUUAGAACAUGUUCCUCUUGAGAAGAUCAACUGUGAUUCGGGGGUGGAGUUCAUAUUGGAGUCACUCCGAGAACCUAUGGCCCAAAAGACAGUGUAUCAAAAACGCAAAUAUUUGGCCGACUUCGAAAGCAUCAGCCGUUAUCCCAACGAAGGCCUCAGGACUUACGCAAACCGUUACAGGAGGAUCGAGCGGUCACUUGAAGCAUUGGGGGUUCAGAUCACCGGCAUGUAUGAUGAUGAGAGCCGCGGGAAUAGGUUGCUGGAGCGGGCCCGACUGAGCCAGGCUGAUCAACGAUUGGUUCUGGUGGGGUCCCGGUACUCACUUUCAUUCGAGGAUGUGAUGGAGUCCAUGACCAUGCAAUACCCAGAUUUCAGGGCAGCUCCUCCCGUGAUGGGCCGGGAUGGUCAAGUGGUCAGCCGCGGCGCCAAGGACGGGAAGGGCGCGAAAUCCCCGGGCACACCAGGACCUCCGACCUCGGCUCCUUCAAGGCACCACGUUCCCGGCCAAGGCAAGGGUGGCUAUCCUCCGAAGCGCGUGUUCGUCACCGAGACCGGCGAGCUCGGCGAGCCAGAGGCCAACAAUCACGAUAUCGAGCAGGACUUUGAGGCCAUCCCCGAGGGCGAUGAAGAAGACGACCAAGGUGGAGACCCAGACAACCAUGACGACGGAGACAAUGCCGACGACGGCCCAGAGGGGCUGGAGGACUUAGCCCGCGUCCUCACGGUGACUGCUCGUCGUUUGGCGAGCGCACGUCUUGGACGGAAGUACAGCGGUGGCAAAACCUCCCCGGCAGAGCUCAAAAAACGAACAACAUGUGCCGUUUGCGGGGAAGUAGGACACUGGAAGGGGGAUCCAGAGUGCAAGGUUAGCGGUGGCGGCAAGGGUGUUCCAACCUCGAAACCACCCCCUGGCAAAGGCGCUGCUGGCCCAACACAGCCGGCAUCAUCAUCCAAGGGCGGCGGCAAACAAGGCAAGGGUCCAUCUCAUCAAGCGUUGACCGUGACCCACAGCGAUCUCGGCAGCUAUGAGGUGUAUUCCACGGAGUUCGGCCAAGCAUUCCAGGACCCGGCCUACCAGGUGAGCGUCGUGUUUUCAGCACAGAUGGUGCCAGCACUUGGGUCACAGUAUGUUGGCUACAUGGUUCUUGCCAACGAACUUGUUGCGGCAGGUGUCCUCAACGCAGACGUGCCGCUUCUCGCCAGCAACGUGUUGCUCAAGGCCUUGGGGAUGAUGCUCACUGCGCCACCGCCCUCACUUGCAGCAUGGAAGCGGAUCGUGCGCGGGAUUCGGAACUUCAAGAUUCAUUUGUACAUGAUCAUGGUCAGGGCAGCAAGGCUCGGGGUAUGGGAUCGUCAGUGGCUCUUAGAGGCCACGCCACCGCGCCUCGACCCACAGUUUCAAGUCAGCCAAGCAACAUGCCGGCAUGCAGAGAUACAGCGGUACGGGAAUGCCACGGGCCGGUACAGCCGUUGCAAACAAUGCGGAAAGAGAUGGCAGUGGGACACAGAUCAAGAAAAAUGGGUUCACAAGCCCUACGUCGCAUCUUCACGCUCAUCGGCACUGCCAUUGCCCUCAUCGGGCAAUACCCUGGAGGCACCGGCUCGGGCUCCACUCCAUUCUUCGACUUCCCUGAGGGCGGGCCAAGACGAGCACGCGACGACCUUCGGCGACAUCGGCUGCGACUUCGAGCUUCGCGCCUCCCUCCAGGACGAGACGCUCCCAGGACCACGAGAUCGACCAUUGGGCGCUGAUCCACAACACCGAGCCCAUGGACCACGAGGAGAUCGAGCAGACCUACCUUUGGGAGGACGAAGAAGAUUGACUGGGGACCUCGAGCGGACCACCAAGAUCUAUGAGGCCGAGCUCGACGUUUACAGGACUUUGCCUACGACCUCACAACGACCACCGCCUUCCGUGGACAUCCUGGAGAUCUUCGCCGGCGAGGCAAAACCAUCGGCACGUGCAUCAAGGUUUGGUCUCAACGCGUGCCAGCCCUUCGACUUGAACUUCGGUUGGGACCUUAGCCAACCAGACCAGCAGCGGAUGAUAAUGAAUUUCGUUCGCCGACUGCGACCUUGGGCUAUCAUCAUCGGCUACCCGGGGACCCUCUACAGCACCGAGAUGGCAUCGCUCCUUGACCUGCCCGGUGUCACAACAACCACGGCCCACUUUGGAGCCUUCGGCGCCGAGACUGCGGACGGCCAGCCCAUCAAGCAACCUCUCGGCUACGACCCAAAGGUCUACCCGGAUGCCUUCGUGGACCAGCUCCUUACCUCUAUCAAGGGUUGGAUUGCACAACAUGAACCACAACGUUUCGGCUACUUUACGGUGUACGCCCUCUCACGGCCUACUGUGGACGCUGCUGCCUGGGACAACGCGUUCAAACAGGUGGAGAAAAGCUUCGUUGGCAGCAACCGGCGGCCCUACAUCGUCGACCCCGACUCCACAUUCGGCAAGGAGAUCCAAGACCUCUUCAGGAUGGAUGCGGUGAGACAACCGAAAGGCCGAUUCAGUAAGCCAGUGCAGUUUGCAGUUUUCAUCUAUGGCUCCUCGCGACAAUCAGAUGAACUUCAUCAAUCAACACAAGUGGACCCAGGACCAGAGGUUCCGAUUGGCGGCCUCCCUACCGACGUGACCUUCCCAGGCUGCGACAAGAUACCGAUUUCAGUCCGGAGAUCGGUGGCGCGACUUCAUGUGAAUUUGGGGCAUCCCAGCGCCCAAGAGCUCAACCGAUUGUUGUGCCACCGUGGAGUUCCGAGCGCUGGCGUCCAGGAGUGUGUGCGGAAACUCAGUUGUGCUACCUGCAAGAGACUUGCGGGUCCCCAGCAGCCGCGACCCUCUUCGACAUGGAGCCUACAAGCUGGACAGUUUGGCGAUCUUGUUCAGGGUGAUUUCUUUUGGGUGAGGCUGUUGAGCGGGGCAUCAGUUCAAGUGCUCGGAUUGGCCGACACAGCAACCGGCUACCACCAAGCAGCUAUCCUUCGGAACAAGUCGGCCAGGGAAGCAUACAAUUUGUUGCAUUCCGCUUGGCUGCGCCCUUACGGUCUUCCAGUUCGCCUCCUUCUCGACCCGGACCCCUUGUUCCAAGGCGGGCUUGAGGAGCUACUGAGCACCGUGAACGUGAAUUGCGAGUACUGUCCGGCAGAAGCACACUGGGUGAUUGGAACAGUCGAGAGACGCAACUGCGUGUUGCGUGCAGUCCUGGAGAAACUUAUCAAUGAUCAUGCUGUGGAUGACCUUGACCGAUUGGACUACGUCCUCACCGGAGCCCUUCAUGCCAUGAACUCCUUUGUGACCGUGAAGGGAAGGAGCCCCUACCAGGCAGUUUACGGCAGGGUUCCAAGGAUUCCGGGCGGCCUCUUGACCGAUGAGGGCUCCCUCGCGCAGUCAGUUUCUGAUCCUGGCUUGGCGGCAGAACGAGUCCGCGCUGAAGCGGUGACCCACUUGGCCGCCAUGAACGUGGACCAGGGGCUCAAAAGGGCGAUACUGCGCAAGACUGCCAACACGAAAAUACCGGAUCUUCAACCUGGACAGAGAGUCGCUUUCUGGUGGUGGAGGCGGCGAGGGCUUCGUAAAAGAGGCGCCUGGACAACGGGCCGCUUCUUGGCCUACGAUCCAUCUUAUCCAGGUAAGCAAUGCUGGAUACGUUCCGGCAACAGCACCAUCCUGGUGGCGAUGGAGCAAGUGCGCAAGGCGGUGGGCUUCGAGGAUUGGUGUCCAGACGAACAAGACAUACAGUGCCUGAAAGACUCCACCGUCGACCUCAAGGAGAGCGUCUUCCAAGAUCUUCGAGGACCACAGCCUACUGAGGACCUACCGGACGCCCUCUACGACCUCGAAGAGAUGCAGCUGGAGACAGGACCUACUUCGCAGGCCAUUGGAGCAGGUCGCCAGCACCGCCACCACGAGAACUACCGCAACCUCCUGAACUUCCUCAGUUACCCGCGGGCGCCUCCUUUGACGAGAACCUACGCACGGCGGCGUUUGACAGCGCAGAGUACGGCAGCGCUGCCUACCUCGACGAGACCGCCGAGCAGGAGUCAGACCAACUACAACAACCGCAGACUUCUGUACUACCUGGUGGUCACGAACCUCAAGAACCACAACCGUCACAGCAGCUACAAGAACCUCAGCGUACAGGACCUGAACUACUACCAGCACCUGCUUCAGAGGCACCUUUGGCUACUUCGGUUACAGGGUCAGCACCAGCAGCAAGUUCAGACCAGCUACAACAACCACAGACUUCUGUACUACCUGGUGAAUAGCUCCCAAGCGGCAUCACUUCCAGAGCCACCACCUACACUUCCUCAGAAACGUCCUUUUGACUCCCUGACGACACUUUUGGCAGACGGCUCUGAGGUCCACCGCGUACCACCUGGCGAAGACUACCUCACUGGCGUCUUUGGUCCAAAGCGUGAGCCCUUCUACCAGGCUUACUUACAAAGCGACUUCAGGGAGGCAGACGUUCCUGUUGGCAAGAACCCUCGUGAGAGUGACACCUCUGACUCCGACGGCGAGACCGGGCCACAGGCAGGAGCAAGACUCUCCCGCAAGGACGCCAAGCAACUGGAUCGAGAGAUUCCCUGGACCACCAUUAUCAAGGGCGCCAAUGUGCCUGACUACCUCGCGGCAAUCGACAAGGAGGCCAAGUCCUGGCAAGAAUGGCAAAGCGUCGAGGCCCUCAGCCACGAAGAGGCACACAGACUGCAGAGCACGUUGCCUUCAUGA